This is a messenger RNA of Pocillopora damicornis (cauliflower coral), 4906 nucleotides long. Its product is annotated as coiled-coil domain-containing protein 171. Lineage: Eukaryota; Metazoa; Cnidaria; Anthozoa; Scleractinia; Pocilloporidae. The record is from RefSeq and is a predicted model, not a curated record.
UUUCCGUUGGAAGCAUCGUUUUCUUUAGGUUUUCAACUGAUUGUUUUUAUAACAAAAGAGGUUUUGAUGCGCCGGUAAUGGAUGUCACAUAAAUUGCCGUCUCUUAAAGUUUCCAGCCACUUCAAAACAGUGUAAAUCAUGUGAAAUGGCGACGAGUGAUUGGAGUUCAACGUACACGGACGGUGCAGUUUCCGCAAACCGGUCGCUUUCUCCCAUAGCUGUGUCAACAAGCUCUCCGCAAGACAGCGGGAAUAGUUCACCACAUUCUCCAGAUUUUGCUCGAGAUAGUAUUGAGCAGGCUGAAGACAUGAAUGAGACACCAAGGGAAAGAAGCCAUGUGGCUGAAUAUCAAAAAGAAAUUCAAGAUCUGAGAGGGCAAAUUCAGAAAUUACAGGAGGCUGGAAAUGUCGGAGAAUACUCUGAUUCCACUGAGCUCAGGCGAAAACUUGCCAGAAUUGAAGAGGAGCAUGCAGAGAAAAUCAGAGAAUCUAAUGAAGAGAUCAUGGGACUUCAGAGCCAAAUUGCCAAGCUACGAUCUGCAGUGGAGAAGGGCGAGGCAAACAGACAGAAGCUUGAAUAUGACCUGACUAUUGCAAACACAUCAGCCAGUCAAGAGAAGAGGAUGGCAGCUGAGAGGGAAAGCACUCUCCAGAAAACUGUUGCAAAUCUUAAAGAAAAUAUCAAUCAGCUUAAGAAACAGUUACAAAAUGUUGGAGAAGCCCUGGAAGAAACACGUCAAACUGGCAAAAACGAAGAACACAAAACUAACCAGUUACUUGCAGAAAAGGAAAAUAUGAUUCUCCAACUAACAAACCAACUGCAGAUUGAGGGAGAAGAGAAACGGAAACUUCAUGUUGUAAUCGAGGAACAAGAGAGUUUGUAUGCUGAAUUGCAGGAGAAGUGUUCAUCUCUUGAAACCCAAAGAUCAAGUCAGGGAGAAACUUUGCAAAAGCAAAUGAGAGAUCUGGAGUUCUAUUCUGAGAAGGAAGAGAGGUUGAAGAAAGAGAUUGAGCAAAAUCAGGAGCGAAUCAAAUCAUUGGAGGAGAGCAUUGAAGCCGAGAGAGCUGCACAUUUAGAAACCAAGUUCAACUCAGAGAUCAUUCAGUUGAAGGUGCGAGAUCUUGAAGGUGCAUUGGAGGUCGAAAAGUCUGUAGUGGAUGACGCUAAACAUAACCUUGAUACAUUGACAAAGCAGCACAGGGAGCUUGAAGCAGCUUUUGAAGAAGAGAGAGAUGCUUGUAAAGCAGAGAAAACAAGAGUUGCUAGUUUGGAGGAAAGCCUUGCCAAUGAAAGAAAGAAAAUGCAAGAAGAAAUUGAUGAAAAGCUGAAGAUCAUCACAGACUUGUCCAAACAGCUUGAGGUUCAUCAAAAGAAUUUUGAGGCGUUAAAACAUGAACUCAGUCAGGCAAAGAAACGCCAAAUUCAGCUGGACACCACUUAUGGUAGUAGUAUGCGUGAACUAGAACUCCUCCUCGAUAAUUUUCAGAUCGAAAAACCGGAGGAACACAAACGACAAGGCUACAAGAAAGAGAAACAAAAGGCCCUGUCGCCGGCUGCAGUGUUAGAGAAUCUUCGUCAUACAUUGGUGGAUUAUCAGAACAGAUGUUCAAAUGCUUCAGCUGAGUACAAAAGGAUGCGAGAGCUUGGCGAGAAGCUAUCAGCAGACUGUGAACAUUAUAAGGAAAUGGUGACCAGCAGGGACAAGGCUAUGAAAGAGGCGGAAAACAUAGUUGCAACUAAAGUAAAAGAGUUAGCCAAGGUGCGCCAAGAAUGCGCGGAGAAGGAAGCUACCAUUGCAGCCAUGAAAAUAGACUUACAAACACUGAACAAGGCAUUAGAAGAUGCCAAAAACAAAGUUGAAAACUCUGAGGAAGAGAAUAUCAAAGUCAAGAGUGUGUUAAAUCGUGAAGACGAGACUCAUCGCAUGUUCCUGCAUUCCUUGUAUCAGCGAAUGAUCACAGGGCAAGUCUAUGUUUCCUCACCAGACUCCGCGCUAUCCAAAUAUUCCUGGACGGACAUGUGUAAUUUGGUAUCAGAGCAAGUGUCAGCUCAUCUCAGUGAGCUUAAUAGAGCGACUGAAAGGAUUCAACACCUCGAGAGUGUGUUGUCAAGCAAAGAAGAGUCACUCCGACAAGUGCAAGAAGCUCACGAACAAACAGUGACCAAGCUCUCCUCUGCCAUUAAAGACCGCGAAGUGUCGUGGAAGAAACAGAAGGCUGAGCUUGAGGAGCAUUACAGUAAAUUGAUAAAAGAUCUUCAUUCCAGGACUCAGAAAACGCAAACAUUAGCAGACCAGGCUUGGGAAAGAGCUCACGAAACAGGCCAAGCUAAGGAUACACUCGAAAUGGAGAACGCACGGCUUCAGUUGUCUUUGGAGGAAAUACAUAGAAGCGAGUCUUCUCUGUUGACUGUUUGUGCACUUCUCGCGGGCGCCCUAUGGCCUGCGUUUGGGAGAAUACGAGCUUUGGCCUCUCAGCGUAGGAUAUUAUCCGAAUAUGUGAGAACAUUAGAAUCUCUUCGAGAUAAGACGAACACUUUGGGGGAAAUGUUAAGCCACGAGAUGGAAGCUGAGAAGAGGGGAAAAGAUGCUCCUCAAUCGAAAAAGCGGUCCCUGAGAGAUGGCCGCUGUCCCGUGUUGGUGUUUAGAGUGGGUGUCAUAGCUGUUAUUGCUGCCAACAGACUGCGCCAUUUUGGCUCCUUUAGUUUAAAGUUGUUUGUGUCGUCUGAGUCUCCCGGCGAGUUUGGCGGGAUGUCUAUUGUGUGCUGCGGGCAAAUGUCAAGGAAAGCUGACUUCAGGGGUGUGGUUAACAAACACAAACGAGAGUCUUCAGUAGGGGACACGUCACGCGCAGGUGCUAGGGUGACGUCAGCACAGGCUUGGUUAACCAGCUCUCAGUUACAAAGUCACCUCAUUAGUGCUGUGAGCGAACUGCAGUCGGCUCUCAACAAGAUGAACGAGGCAGAGGAUGGAGACUCUAGGAGGGAUGAACACGAUGGAUCUAGCAGAGCACAGAGUCCUUUGACUGGGAACAAUAUAAUAGCAGCAGCCAGAGGUGCCUACAGUAAAAUUAUCUCCAGGCUUCAAACAGAGUUCUCUGGACGGGUGAUAGGAGAAGAGGCUUGGCACGAGAGGUACUCAGGUUUCCGAGGGGAGAUGAUGGCGUCUUUGGGCUUGGGACUCCAACAAUGGCUGGCUAAAGCACCUGUGCAAGGAUUAUCUUACAUAUCGUCUCAGCGAACAAUUAGUGCACUUCAGAGUCAAAUCCUUGGCUUUACUCAGCGCCUUCAUGCGGCAGAAGUCGACAGACGUUCACUCAGACUUGAACUCUCCAGAAGUAAACAGGAGACUGCAGAGAUAAAGAGUGUCCAGUCCUCUUCUGAGACGCAGCAUCGUAAGGCCAAAGAGGAAGCGCGGGGUCUGGAGGAGAGACUUCAGGAAAUGAAAGAAGAGAUGCUAUCCAUGGUACCUAUGGCACGUUUUGAAAAUGUUUGCGAGGAGCUCAAUAACGCUCUAAGGCGAGAACAACAGGCCCAGGCCCUGCUUAAUGAGCAGACGACUCAGAUGCAAGAGAUGGGGGAGAGACUGGAGCUUCACGCUAACCAAGGAGAAGAAAAGGAUGUCACACUCGCUGAAGCUGUCAAGGGUCUCACUGAGGCAAAGAUGGAGCUUCGCCGUAAAGAACACGCCGUCCGCCAAGUCUCAAAGCAAAUGACGUACAUGGAAAACGAGAAAAAUGCUUUGAUAGACAGGCUGAACGAUGCCGAAAAAACAAUGACUGCCGCGGCCAGGGAAAAAGAAGCUUUAACAGGUUACUUGAAGUCGGUCGACAGAGCCCUGGAACAGAGCAAAGAUCAAGUACGACUAUCCAAGGGUGCCUUAGGGCCCUAUGAGCACACUCUGCCCCAACUCAUUCUUCCAGACGAGCGGUUAGCGAUGGAUGGUUUAAGCCUGAGUCCCGAAUUAUUAUCUUGCCAGCAUGUUGUGACGUCAUUUAUCGAGUGUCAGCAGCAGGCAUUGGACCGUAUCUCCGAGCUUGAAAUGGAUAAACAGCAGGCCUUGUCACGCGUGACACAUUUGGAAGAAGAGAUUAAGUCACACAAGGCUCACAUAGCCACUCUGAAGAACGAGCUGGCUGCUGCCUGUAGAAGACCCAUGAGUGAUGACGGGCUAAGCGAACCUGGGCACUACAUUCCUGGCGUGGAUGGGUUUUCCGGCAAGGAUUCUUCGCUGCAUCGCUUUUCAGAUCACAGAGAUGACGAGAACUUCAGGAGUUUCAUUCCUUUGUCGGCUCACCGUGAUUCUAGUGCAACUUUCAGGCCUUCGUUGGCCUCGACCAGCGGUUACCCAGACAGAAGUAAAGGCAGCUAUGGAAGUCCAAAGAGACGCUUGACAUCGAGCUACAGAAAACAGGGGAAAAAACUUGGACAAGACUUCUCCAAACUGCUUGAUCAAGGACUUUGAGAGCAAAGGCCAUUAAAGAUGUGUCCUCAUCUGUUAGCAAAGAUAGUUUGAUUUUCAACCCAUUGCGGUUUAACCAACCCAUACGUUCCUGCAUGAUAUGAGUUUGGCGUUGGUGAAGGCGAAAGCAGAAUAGAAACUAUGAAAAAUAACGGUACUGGGCACUUGUUUAGCUCAAAUCGUCUUUCACCAAAAAUAACGACGUCGCAAUGAAUAUUCUAGUGGAAAAAGUGUGCUAGUGUGCGGGCGGUAUCUGUCCUACGGAAGAGAUAUUUAAUUCUGGAGCUGUAUAGAAGAGGCUUAUUUGAUACAUUUACAUAGAUUAUUGAAUUGUAGUUUGUAUUUGAGAAUAUUGUAAGUUAUUUUAGUACAUUAAGGAGUUAUGGUUUUAAUUAAAACGGUAAUUCUUCUCACUGAAAUGUAGAAAAUAAAUGUGUUUUUGAUACA